Molecule: messenger RNA, 1116 nt
Organism: Naumovozyma castellii
Lineage: Eukaryota; Fungi; Ascomycota; Saccharomycetes; Saccharomycetales; Saccharomycetaceae
Gene: COQ2
Product: 4-hydroxybenzoate octaprenyltransferase
Exons: 1
Coding region: 1-1116 (371 amino acids)
Source: RefSeq, a predicted model, not a curated record
AUGUUACGGUUGUCCUUUCCCUCGAGAAACCUCUCGAACUUCAGUGCAAUUGCACCUUUAACCAGGAAGCUAUUAUGGAAGCCGCUCCUCAUUCAAAGGGCACAGACGUCAAGGUAUCAAAGUACAAAGGUUAUCAAUGAGAAUACCACUCCAUUUACUACUGAGGAGUUGAAGCAAUCACAAUUGGAAAGAAUAAAGGGUCUGGGGCCUCUAGUUUCUAAAUUACCCACACGGUUAAUCCCCUACGCAGAGUUGAUGCGGUUGGAAAAGCCUGUAGGGACAUGGUUAUUGUAUCUACCAUGUUCUUGGGCGAUCCUGAUUGCAGCAAUGCAAACGUCUGCCCCUUUACUCUCUACUGUAGGAAUGUUAGGUAUAUUUGGCGUGGGAGCUGUUAUAAUGAGAGGAGCCGGAUGUACCAUUAACGAUCUCUUUGACAGGAAUUUAGAUGAUAAAGUAAUUAGAUCUGUCCAGAGACCUAUAGCCUCAGGCAGAAUCACUCCCAAACAAGCAUCCGUGUUUCUUGCUGGUCAAACCGCGGUUGGAAUGGGGAUUCUAAGUCUUUUACCUGCUCAAUGUUGGUGGCUGGGCCUAGCUUCUUUACCCAUUGUAUUCACAUAUCCCUUAUUUAAGAGAUUUACUUAUUAUCCACAGGCUGCAUUGAGUGCGUGUUUUAAUUGGGGGGCUAUGUUGGGAUUUCCAGCAAUGGGGGUUCUAGAUUGGUCCACUAUGAUUCCAUUAUACUGUGGAAGCUUCUUGUGGUGUAUGAUUUAUGAUACCAUAUAUGCACACCAAGAUAAAGCAUUUGACAUUAAAGCUGGAAUAAAAUCAACCGCAUUAGCAUGGGGAUCGAAUACCAAGAAAAUUAGUUAUGCCUUGGCAACUACACAAUUUGGAUUGCUGACUUGGGCUGCUGCUAGUAGUGGUGUUAUGCUAGGUCCUGGUUUCAUUGGUGGUCUUUCCAUAUUUGCAUACAGAGUAUUCAGCAUGAUUAAGAAUGUAAAUCUAGAUUCACCAAAGGAUUGCUGGAGAGCCUUUACAGGAAACAUUCAAACGGGAUUAUACUUCUCGUAUGCUUUAUUCUUCGACUACAUUUUAAGAUUGAUUGGCAUUCUAUGA